ACCUUCAACUUUAAUGAGGAUCGACCUUUUAGGCAGAGGUUCAAAUUGAUAUUUAUUUCACUAAAUCAGCGUCCCACUUCAUCUAGCAUGGGUGCUCGAGGCGUUCUGGGCUGCCUCCUCCUGACUGCUUUGCUCAGCUUAUCAAAUGCCGGGCUCGUGAAAAAAAUCCUACGGCAUCGACGACAGACUCUGGUAUCCCCUAAAGAGCAUAACCUCACACUGCCCAACACGGAUCAGCCCGUGGUGUUCAACCACGUCUAUAACAUCAAUGUUCCUGCCAGUUCCCUGUGUUCGGUGGACCUGGACGCUCCAGAGAGUACGGCGCUCCAUCCUAAAGAUGCUGCAGUCUCUUCAGGCAAUCCCAUGACUGAGCAUACAGUCAAUGGGGAGAACCAGAUCAUCUUCACCCACCGCAUCAACAUACCUCGGCAAGCCUGUGGUUGUUCCGACGACCUGCCUGGCCUGAAAGACCUCUUGAGCCGACUAGAAAUGCUUGAGGGAGAAGUUUCAACUUUGAGAGACCAGUGCAGCAGUGCACAGGUCACAGGUGAGUUGGGAACUAAACCUUACUGCAGUGGUCAUGGAAACUACAGCACUGAAACCUGUGGCUGCAUAUGCGAGCCUGGCUGGAAGGGGCUCAACUGCUCUGAAUCCGAGUGUCCGAAUAACUGCCACGGCCAGGGCCGCUGCGUUGGCGGAAAGUGUAAGUGCUUCAAGGGCUUUGCCGGAAAAGACUGCACUCUGGAGGUCUGCACUGCGGACUGCGGUGCACACGGCAAGUGUGUGGGCAGUGUUUGCAUUUGCUCGGGUGGUUUCUUCGGCGAAGACUGCUCUCAAACAAAGUGCCUCAACAACUGCUUAGGCCGCGGCCGCUGUGAAGAUGGAGACUGUGUGUGUGAUGAACCCUGGACUGGAUUUGACUGUUCUGAAGUCAUCUGCCCAAAAGACUGUUACGACCGUGGACGCUGCAUGAAUGGCACCUGCUACUGCGAUGAAGGGUACGUUGGGGAGGACUGUGGUGACCGCACUUGUCCAAACAAUUGCCACGGUAAUGGUUUCUGUGUAGAUGGCCAGUGUGUCUGCGCUGCUGGAUUCAAUGGAGAAGACUGCUCUCGGGUCACCUGCCUCAACGACUGUAACGACAGAGGUACGUGCUUCAACGGGAUGUGUAUCUGUGACAUGGGCUAUCAAGGCGCAGACUGCAGCCAGUUAGCUUGCCUGAACAACUGUAACAACAGAGGCCAGUGCAUAAAUGGACAAUGUGCUUGCGAUGUUGGUUUCCAGGAAGACGAUUGCGCCGAGCUUUCCUGUCCAAACGACUGCCAGCACAGGGGGCGCUGUGUUAACGGCCAGUGUGUGUGCGAGGAGGGCUUCGCUGGUGAGGACUGCAGCAUCAGGACCUGCCCCUCAAACUGCUAUGGCCGCGGCGAGUGUAUUAAGGGACGUUGUGUGUGUCAUUCAGACUUCACCGGUGAGGACUGUGCUGAACUGAGCUGCCCCAACAACUGCCGAAACCGCGGCCGGUGCAUCGAUGGGCAGUGUAUUUGUGACGAAGGCUUCAGUGGAGAAGACUGCAGUCAGAAAGCUUGUCCCAACGAUUGCCUGGGCCUGGGUGACUGCGUCGAUGGCAAGUGCAUCUGUCAAGAAGGCUACUCAGGAGACGACUGCUCUGUGCACGCGUGUCCAGGCAACUGCAACAACAGGGGGCGCUGCAUCAAUGGAAGGUGCACAUGUGAGAGUGGGUAUGAAGGAGAAAGCUGUGCACAGCUGAGCUGCCUCAAUAACUGCCAGGACAAAGGCCGCUGCGUGAACGGUCGGUGCGUCUGUGAUGAGGGAUACAUUGGAGAAGACUGCUCAGAAGUGUCUCCUCCAAAGGACCUUAAUGUGGGCGAUACCACCUCUGACACGGUGGACCUGAACUGGGACAACGAGAUGUUGGUGACAGAGUACAUUGUGACGUAUGUGCCCACCAGUCCUGGUGGUCUUCAACAGCAGUUCACUGUGGCAGGAGACAAAACUGCUGCCACCAUCAAAGAGCUUGAACCUGGCAUUGAGUAUCUGAUCAGUGUCUAUGCUGUUCUGAGCAACAAGAAGAGUGUCCCUGUCAGUGCGAGGGUGGCCACAGAGCUUCCAAAGCCAGAGGGUUUAAUAUUCAAAUCAGUGAGAGAGAGCUCAGUGGAGGUGAUGUGGGACCAGGUGGACUUCUCCUUUGAUGGCUGGGAGAUCUAUUUCCGCAAGACGAAAGAAGAAAAUGGAAAAAUCGUGAGCACCCUUCCACCUACUCAAAACCAGUUUCUCCAGUCCAACCUUGCACCAGGACAGGAGUAUGAAGUCUCUGUUGCCAUCAUCAAGAACAACACCAAAGGACCCCAAACAUCCAAAAGAGUCACUACCAAGAUCGACGGCCCCCGGGAGGUGGAGGUGAAGGACGUGACGGACUCCUCUGCUCUGGUCAGUUGGUCUCAGCCGGCGGCUCCUAUAGACAGUGUCACGAUGGUUUACGGGCCCAGCUCCAACCCAUCAGAUGAAAGCAUUGUGGAGAUUUCCCCCCCGGACAAGCAGUACAGCAUCGACGGCCUGAGGCCAGACACCGAGUACAAGGUGUUGCUCAUCUCCAGGAGCGGAGACCUCACCAGCGACCCUACCAACACCACAUUCACGACAGACCUGGAUGCCCCCAUGGAGCUGCAGGCUGUGUCCCAGACAGACGACAGCAUCACGCUGGAGUGGACUAACAGUCAAGCUGAUGUUGGCAUUUAUCUGGUGAAAUAUACGACCAUCUCCGGAGCGACUCACGGUGAGGAAAACAUCCCACGAGGACCAGGAGCCACCACAAAAGCUACUAUCAGUGGGCUGAAGCCAGGGACGGAGUAUGGGAUUGGUGUGACAGCCGUGAAGAAGGACAGAGAGAGCGUCCCUGCUACUACAAAUGCAGCAACUGAUAUCGACCCUCCCAGAGUUUUUGAAGAAACCGGGUCCACAGAGACCUCCCUCGCCUUGAGGUGGCAGAAACCUCAGGCCAAGGUCGGUGCCUACCGGCUGGUGUACGUCUCCAGAGAUGGGCAGGUUGAGGAGGUGGAGAUCCCAGCCAAAGCGACUAGCCACGUCUUGUUCAACCUGACGCCUGGGAUGAGCUACACCCUCACUUUGGCCGCAGAGAGGGGGCACAAGAGGAGCGCACCUGUCACCUUAUCUGCAUCCACAGCCUCUUUCACAUUUUAUUUAGCUGACUCAGACGACCGUGAGCUAACAACUCCUACAGGCGCGGAGGACAAUAUCAUUAGCUUUGUGUUUUUAGACCCUUCUGAGUCCCAGUUUUCAGUUGAGACGGAGCCUGAGGAUGAGCUCGGGAAGCUGAAUAUCUCGGGCAUCACGCCUGACGGAUUUGACCUCUCAUGGAAACUAAAGGCUCACAGUGUCUAUGAUAGUUUGGCAGUAGAAUAUAAAGACACUCAGCGAUUAUGGGAUGUGAGAGAGGUCCAACUUCCUGGGAAUGCCACUGGCUCUAGAAUCCACGGCCUGAAUGCAUCAACAGAAUAUCAAAUAAAACUUUAUGGAAAUGCCAGUAGCCAGAGAUCUGCGCUACUUGACGCUGUUGCAGUCACAGCACCCAAACCUACCUCUCCAGAUGUUCUUAUGCUGAGCAUCAAAGAUGCCCCAACAACCCCGACAACUGCUCUGGAUUUUGAAGCAGUUCAAAACCCAAAUCCCCUCCGUCCUCUAAACACUUCUGAUACUGGUGUGAUGAGCUCUGGGGCUGAGCCUGAAAGCUCGAGCCCGGGCGUAUUGGGGGACCUCACAGUCGAUGUGACCUCCACCAGUGUAAGCCCGACUCGGUCGGCGCCCGACGAGGCGUUUGAGCAGCUCAGUUCUCCGUCAGGGGCGACACAAGCACAUGUGACCACACUGCCAGGAAGUGUGAGGAAGGCUGAAGUAGAGGGUUUGUCCCCCUCCACACAAUAUAAUAUUACAAUGCAAGGGCUGGUGGAAGGGAAGCGAUCUUUACCUCUCUCAGUUUUUACUACUACAGAGGAGCUGAAGCCCAUGGUGGUGAACCUCACCAUCUCUGACAUUACAUGGGACGGCUUCACUGCGUCCUGGAGCCCCAUGGGUGGGGAAUUUGACAGCUUUGUCAUUGAGGUAACAAACUUGGAGAAUUUCGAAGAGAGCCAGAACCUCAGUCUGUCCGGAGACGCUUUCAGCCUGAGCAUCUCUGGGCUGAAUCCCAACACCGGCUACAUGGUUGGCCUGUUUGGGCUGUAUCAGGGCUCCUUCCUUGAACCCGUGUACACUGAAGCCACUUUAGUGAAUCAACCAGUGGUUGGCAUACUAUAUAUCUCAAACUUAACGUCAGAGAGCUUUUCAAUCUUCUGGAACGGCACGGAAGGAAAAUUUGAUGGUUUUAUCCUGGAGAUAAUUGGUUCUGAUUGGCUGACGGAGCCCAAGGAAUAUAACAUAUCCCACAAUGUAAAGUCCCAUGACGUCACAGGGCUCAGGCCCAGCACUGACUAUGUAGCCUACUUCUAUGGGACAUACAAGGGAUCCCGAACAAGUGCUGUCAGUAUUGUUGCAUCAACAGCUGAAGAGCCUGAUUUGUCCAGGCUAGUUGUUUCUAACAUUACCUCAGACAGAUUUUCUCUGUCGUGGCGGACAGGAGAGAAGGCUUUUGAUAACUUUAUAGUAGAAGUCAGAGAGUCUGCUUUGCCCUCGCAGGCAAUGGGGCGCGCUCUGCCUGGAGACGUGCACUCCACAGUCAUGGCCGGGCUCAAAGCGAGCACAAGCUACAACAUAAAGCUGUACGCCAGCGAUGGUGGCCAGAACACACAGCCCCUGUUUGCUGUAGCUAUAACAGAGGACGUCCCACAGUUGGGGCCCAUAGCUGCUUCAUCUGUGAGCCCACAUAACCUCAGCUUGUCCUGGAGCACUGUGUCAGGCCACUUUGAUGGCUUUGUUAUCCGGGUCAGUGACCCCGAGCAGCAGUCUGAUACACUGGAGUUCAGACUGCCUGGUGAAGCCCGUAACAUUACGAUCUCUAACCUGAUGGAUGCCACAGGCUAUGAUAUUGAACUGUACGGUAUCUCUCAUGGGCGCCACACUCCCUCUGUGCUAGCCCACGCCGUCACAGCUCCUUUGCCUAAAGUGGAAAACUUGACCAUUUCCAACAUAACCCCCUACGGCUUCCGUGUUUCGUGGGAGGUGAAGCAGCAGCAGCAGCCGCAGGGGGGGUUAGCCCCCUCUAGUGGCGGCUUCAGACAUUUUCUCAUAGUGGUGACAGACUCUGGCUGGCUGCUGGAGCCUCAGGAGUUCACUGUGCCGGGAAACCAAAGUCACCUGGACAUCUGGGGCCUCAUCACCGGCAUAGGCUAUGAGGUCAGGCUGACCGGGGUGUCAGAGUCAGGGCUUCUCUCUCGGCCGCUGACUACAGUGGCUGUGACAGAGGCUGAGCCCGAGGUGGAGCAUCUGUUCGUCUCGGACAUCACGGCCGACGGCUUCCGUCUGUCGUGGACGGCUAACGAAGACUUGUUUGACAGAUAUGUGAUCAAAAUAAGAGACGGCAAAAGAUUAGCCCACCCUCAAGAGUACAGCGUUCGCGGUGAUGAACGAACCAAAGUCUUAUCUGGACUCUUGAGUGGCACCGAGUAUGAAAUCGAGCUUUAUGGCGUCACGUUGGAUCAACGCUCCCAACCUAUUUUUGGGGUUGCUCAGACAGGCCUGAGCACUCCAAGUGGACUUAGCUUUUCUGAAGUUAUGGACUCCUCAGCGGUAGUUCACUGGUCCAUGCCUCGCGCUCCAGUGGAUAACUACAGAGUCACCUACGUGCCCUUUGAAGGAGGAAGCCCUCUGAUGGUGACGGUGGAUGGAGACGUGUUUGAGGCUAUGCUGCCCAAUAUGAUGCCUGGCAAAAAGUACCAAGUGACUGUGAGUGCAGUGAAGGGCCUGGAGGAAAGUGACCCCAACACUGACACCGUGAUCACAGCUUUGGACCGACCUCAAGGUCUGACCGCAGCGAAUGUCACCGACACCUCGGCCCUGUUGCUGUGGCAACCGUCUGUGGCCACUGUUGACGGCUACAUCAUUACUUACAGCGGGGAUUCAGUGUUCCCAGUGGUGGAGCAUGUUUCUGGGAACACGGUGGAGUUUGAGAUGCACUCCCUGGUUCCAGGAACCCACUACACCGUUGAAGUUCAUGCUAUGAAAGACGCUCAGAAGAGUGACUCUGCCGUGACUGAAUUCACCACCGAUGUGGAUCCUCCUCGUGAUCUCACGGCUAUUAACAUUCAAACGGACGGUGCGACUCUCACAUGGAAACCUCCGCAGGCUGCUGUGACUGGUUACACACUCACCUUCUACUCUGCUGAUGGAGUAAUCAGGGAAGUGGUGCUGAGCCCCACAGCGUCCUCUUACAACAUGGCUACGCUGACCGGCUCCACAGAGUACAACGUGAGACUGCAGACCAUCGCUGGAGCGCAGAGGAGUCGUCGCGUCACCACCGUCUUCACUACCAUUGGAGAGUUGUACAGACGCCCUAAAGACUGCGCUCAGAUCUUACUGAAUGGAGAGACGACCUCGGGUCUGUACACCGUCUACGUGGGCGGAGAGGAGAGCCAGCCCAUCCAGGUUUACUGUGACAUGGCCACAGAUGGCGGAGGAUGGAUGGUUUUCCUCAGACGGCAGAAUGGAAAGCUGGAGUUCUUCAGGAACUGGAAGAACUACACCGCUGGCUUCGGUAACAUGAGCGAUGAGUUCUGGCUGGGUCUCUCCAACCUCCAUAAAAUCACAAAUUCUGGCCAUUAUGAGCUGCGAGUGGACUUGAGGGACGACGGGGAAACGGCCUACGCUCAGUACGACAAGCUCACGAUUGCAGAGCCCAAAACACGCUAUAAAGUCUACAUAGGAGCCUACAGUGGAACAGCAGGUGACUCCAUGACGUACCACCAGGGUCGCCCCUUCUCCACCUACGACAACGAUAACGAUAUUGCUGUAACCAACUGCGCCUUGUCCUACAAAGGAGCCUUUUGGUAUAAAAACUGUCAUCGUGUCAACCUCAUGGGGAAAUACGGUGACACCAGUCACAGUAAGGGGAUCAACUGGUUCCACUGGAAGGGCCACGAACACUCAAUUGAAUUUGCAGAGAUGAAGAUUAGGCCGGCCAACUUCAGAAGCUUUGAGAACAGAAAAAAGCGAUCAUAGACUCGUGUGAACCCCCCCCCCCCCCUCCUUCCUCCUGCAGUCAUAAACUUCAUUCUCUAAAAUACACACGAAGACAAUCACUCUGAAUGUAUUACAAUUCUGCCCGUGAGAAAUGAACCUGGUAACAUUCACACCAAAGAAUCUUAACAGGUUAGGGUGCAGCCGUCCCAAUUUGGCACUAUGUAUGUGUGAUUUUAUAUAUCACACAUGGUGAGUUUGAGGAGCGUGAAUGGAGUACAUGUGUUAUUGGGACCAAACAUCUGUAGUGAGGAAUUCAUUGUAACGUUGUGUAAAUGGAUCCACUAACAUGUCAAAGGCACAUAGUCAGAAGGUCCCAUAAAGUACCAGGAUGUUAAUUCAAAGAUGAAUUAGUUUCAUGUUAACCGGGAUAAAUUAAAACAAUGAUACAUCUUUAUGAAUAUAUCGAACGUUAUGAAAUGUCAUGUAUUUACUGUACAACCAAGAGACCAUUUAGACCCACUUAUGCCACUGAAUUUAAAUUUUACUUGUUUUGAUCGAUGCUCUGUAACCUUCAAUACAAAUAUUAGUUUGAUAAAAGUGUGUCUUAUUAUUAUUAAUGAGUUGACGUGUAUAUGAUUUGCACCUUCGCGCCAGCAGAUGGCAGUGUUUACUCUGUAAUGCUCUGGUUGUCUGGUGAUAGUGAGUGUGUUUUACAAACAACUGCAACAAGUAUCACAAAUAUUCAUUAUUCACGAUCUGAAGAAGCAGUGAAGUCAAUCUCUUAAACAAAGAGCCUUGAAAGGUAUUUAAAAAAGUUGCAUUUAAUUUGCUAAAUUUAAGUAAUUCUUUUCUAAUUGGUUAAUUCAUCCACACGUUCUUUGGUCCAGGUCAUGUUAAUUAAUUAGUAAUAGUAGUAAUGUUAUAUAAAGCUCUGAAAUACAGACAAAAAUGACAUUUAAUUCAUGAUUUUAAUAAGAUAAUAGCUUUAUUGUUAUUGCUUUAUGUUUUGUCAUUCUGUAUAUGGUGUUAAAAACUUCAUUUUAGUUUGUUGAACUCUGCAGAAACAUUUUAUUUACUUGUUUGAUAUCAGGAAACCUUC
Molecule: messenger RNA, 8251 nt
Organism: Cottoperca gobio
Lineage: Eukaryota; Metazoa; Chordata; Actinopteri; Perciformes; Bovichtidae
Product: tenascin-like
Exons: 28
Coding region: 88-7191 (2367 amino acids)
Biological process (GO): regulation of cell adhesion; neuron projection development
Molecular function (GO): protein binding
Source: RefSeq, a predicted model, not a curated record